Nestor notabilis (Kea) is the source of this 1278-nucleotide messenger RNA. RefSeq names its product desumoylating isopeptidase 2-like. The transcript has 5 exons. Bases 19 to 609 code for a protein of 196 amino acids. NCBI's taxonomy places the organism in Eukaryota, Metazoa, Chordata, Aves, Psittaciformes, Psittacidae. Gene Ontology annotation, biological process: protein deubiquitination. The record is from RefSeq and is a predicted model, not a curated record. Gene Ontology annotation, molecular function: deubiquitinase activity.
CCUCUACUGCAAUCAACAAUGGCAAAUGAACCGGUGAUUCUGAAUGUUUAUGACAUGUACUGGAUAAAUGAAUACACCUCCACCUUGGGGAUUGGUGUCUUCCACUCUGGCAUCGAGAUCUACGGCAGAGAGUUUGCCUAUGGAGGGCAUCCCUACCCUUUCAGUGGGAUUUUUGAGAUCACACCUGGCAGUGCGGUAGAACUUGGCGAGACCUUUAAGUUCAAAGAAUCCAUUGCCUUGGGCACCACAGACUUCACAGAAGAGGAUGUGGAUAAGAUUAUGGAAGAGCUGGGCAAGGAGUACAAGGGAAACGCGUACCACCUGAUGCACAAGAACUGUAAUCACUUCUCUGCUGCUCUGGCUGAGAUACUAUGUGGGAAAGAGAUCCCCCGCUGGGUCAACCGCCUGGCCUACUUCAGCUCGUGCAUCCCCUUCCUCCAGAGCUGCCUCCCCAAGGAGUGGCUGACCCCAGCAGCCCUGCAGAGCCACAUCAGCCUCGGCCUCCAUAAGGAGGAGCAGGGGGACACAACGGAUGAGGAGUCUCCCUCCACCUCCACAGCCCCCUCAGCCUCAGGCACAUCGAGAACCUGUAGACAUACCCGGGUCUAAACUGUGCCCAGUAUGCCCUCAAAUAACACCCUCCUUUCUCUUGUACUAUUUCUUUCUCACACCCUUUUUCACACCUUGGUUUCUCUCUUCUUCAAUGGACAAUACAGGAGUGGGAAGACCCUUUCUAUUAUGGAGGUGAAGCUUCAGUCCCUUUUCCAAGGGCUGCCACUACAGUUGCUCAGCAAAAUGACUGUGAACCUCAGUGCUGAACUGAGGAGCAUGGCAACUAAAUUGGAUUCUCCUCCAAGGUCCCUUGAUCAUGCUCCUUGAUCCACAGAGAACUGCUGGCUCUCUCGGGCAUAAAGGCAUGCAUAUGGGCAAGGGGGCACCAUACUGUGAUGUUCCUUCUCUGGAACUGUUUUAUCUUUUUAUCUCUUCCCCAACCCAUGUGAGCCCACCAGCCUCCUCCCUAUUUUGGCUGGGCUUGCCAUUCUCCUCUGACAAAUCUCCUGCCCACACCCAGUGAAGGAAGCAGAGCCAGAACUCAAUCUGCUCAUCUCUUAGACCAGCAACAAGCUCCACUCAGCCCCAUCCCUUUUGUAAUUAUCAGGUUUCUAACUCAUGUGAAGGACAAAUGAAAGGUGCUGCUGUUGUACAACCACCAGUUUUCAGUACUGAAAUUUAAGAGCUCGAAUGACUGUCCUGCUCUUGAAAAUGAGAACAAAAAAA